Messenger RNA from Oryza brachyantha (malo sina), 2538 nucleotides. RefSeq names its product translation initiation factor IF-2-like. Gene Ontology annotation, cellular component: mRNA cleavage and polyadenylation specificity factor complex. The record is from RefSeq and is a predicted model, not a curated record. Lineage: Eukaryota; Viridiplantae; Streptophyta; Magnoliopsida; Poales; Poaceae. The coding region runs from base 160 to 1962 and encodes 600 amino acids. Gene Ontology annotation, biological process: mRNA alternative polyadenylation. The transcript has a single exon. Gene Ontology annotation, molecular function: mRNA binding.
GUACCGUGUCGCGGGGCCCACUUGCCUCCCCCAGAACCAAAAUCACCUUCUCGGGCUCGAAUUCGCAGCUUUGUCCGGCUCCCCGCCUCUAGCCCCGCCGCAAACCCUAGCCGGAAAACCCUAACCCUAGAGCGUCGCCGUCGCCGUCGCCGACGAGCCAUGGAGCCGGACGGCGACGCGGCGUUCCACCGGAACGAGGCCAUCUCCGCCGUCCAGGACGUGGACCAGUACUACGGCGACGACGACGACUUCGACGACCUCUACAACGACGUCAACGUCGGCGACGGGUUCCUCCACUCCUCCUCCUCCCAGCCGCCCCCAUCCCAGCAACUCUCACCACCGCCGCCGCCUCAGCAGCAGCUGGAGUCUCAGCCCCAGCAGCUCCCUCCUCCUCCUCAGCAGCAGCAGCAGCCGCCGCCGGCCCAGUACUCCCUGCCCCCGCCACCUCCGGCCCCGCAGGCCCCGCCUCCGCAGCAGAAGGUACACAUCCCUGGUGUGGCCGUCCCAGCUCCUAAUCAGCCUCCGGCCCAGCCUAAUCUCCCGCCUCCACCUCAGCCGCCGGCCGCCCCGGCGCCUCUGCCACCUCAGCACCACCAGAUCCAGCAACGCGGCGACGGGUUCCACCGCCCGGGAGGCAAUUAUGGUGGUGGUGCAAUCGUGGUCGGAAACGGCGGGCCUGCUGGUGGGAGUGAUGGCCCUGGUGGCACGACGCUUUUCGUGGGGGAGCUCCACUGGUGGACGACCGAUGCCGAUCUUGAGGUGGAGCUCAUCAAGUAUGGGCCGGUGAAGGAAGUGAGGUUCUUCGAUGAGAAGGCGAGCGGCAAGUCCAAGGGGUACUGCCAAGUUGACUUCUAUGAUCCUACUGCUGCCACUGCCUGCAAGGAGGCAAUGAACGGCCACCCGUUUAAUGGUCGUCCAUGCGUUGUGGCAUUCGCUUCACCGAAUUCCGUCCGUCGCAUGGGCGAGGCACAGGUUAAGAACCAGCAGUCCAUGGCUGCACAGACAUCAUCUAUGCAGCCUAAGGGUGGGAGAGGUGGUGGCGGUGGUGGAGCCCCCCAGGUUGGUGGUAAUUAUGGUGGUGGCCGUGGAGGUGGACCUGGUGGCGGUGCAGGUGGAGGUGGUGGAAAUUGGGGGAGAGGUGGUGGAGGGAUGGGGAACAGAGGCCCUGCUGGGAAUAUGAGGAAUCGGAUGGGAGGACCUGCAGGUGGCCGGGGGAUCAUGGGUAAUGGUGGCAUGGUUGCACCACCACCUCCAAUGCUACCUCCAGGGGGAAUGAUGGGGCAGGGUUUUGAUCCUACUGGUUAUGGCGCAAUGGGAAGGAUGGGUGCUGGGUUCGGUGGGUUCCCUGGUGCACCAGGGGCAGGGCCGUUCCCUGGGUUGAUGCAGCCAUUCCCACCGGUGGUUGCACCACAUGUUAAUCCUGCUUUCUUUGGAAGGGGUGGGAUGGGUGCUGGCGGAGUUGGUAUGUGGCCUGACCCCAACAUGGGUGGCUGGGGCGGGGAGGAACAAUCAAGCUACGGGGAUGAUGCAGCUUCUGAUCAGCAGUAUGGGGAGGGUGGAAACCAUGGUAAGGAGAGGGCUGAUAGGCCACCUGAUAGGGAGUGGUCUGGUGCAUCAGAGAGGAGGCGAGAGAGGGAGAAGGAUAUACCCCCUGCUCAGGAUUGGCCAGAGAGGAGGCACCGGGAUGAACGGGACAUGGGCCGAGACAGAGAUCGUGAUUAUGACAGAGAGAGGGAGAGAGAUCGUGAUAGGGAGAGAGAAAGAGACCGGGACAGAGAGAGGGAUAGAGAAAGGGAGAGGGAUAGACACAGAGAUGACAGGGACCGUUAUGGUGAUUAUCACCAGCACAGGGAACGUCAUUCAGAGCGUAAUGAAGAUUGGGACAGGGGGAGAUCUUCUGGUGUGCGCAGCAGGUCAAGGGAGGUUGAUCAUUCCAAGCGUAGGCGGAUGACACCUGAGUAGUGUGUCAUAGAGGCAAUUCCAAUCCAGGCAGCGUCUUCUUUUUGCUUAUGAGCAUGGUUCGGUAACAACUACCAACUCUUUCCUGCUUGUAGCUGUGGUGGUUCUAACUGCUUGUGUCUCUGCCGAUCUGUUAUAGCAUUAUUUGAGAUGUAAGUUGAAGCUUAUUCUGAUCCUUGCUUGUUUACAAUUGUAACUCUUCAUAUUUAAUUGUACUUGCUCUGUAGUAUGCUGGCAUUCUGUGGCAUGUAACACAUCUUUUUUGUAUUGAUUUAAUCAUGUAACAUGUCCUGUAAACUACAUUAGUUCUUUUUCCUCUGGUUUAUUCUUUUUUGAGCUACAUGCAGUACGGCAUUGUUCAAGCCAAAAGCUGUAUCAUAGGACCAUUGUUUAUCACAAUGGAAUGUAACUUUGACUGUUGUAGCAAUUAGGUCCCUUUGUAAUCAGGUUCCCCCAGCCAUUUUUUAUGCAUGAAAGGGGGGUUUGUAAAGGCUGUAUACCAAUUCUUUGUAACGGACAAUGUUUGCCCUUUGUUAGUGGAUGUAAUGGAUGCUAUGAGAAACUAAUGAUUUCAUUCAA